Molecule: messenger RNA, 1277 nt
Organism: Fimicolochytrium jonesii
Lineage: Eukaryota; Fungi; Chytridiomycota; Chytridiomycetes; Spizellomycetales; Powellomycetaceae
Product: HIT-like domain-containing protein
Exons: 8
Coding region: 199-1236 (345 amino acids)
Biological process (GO): double-strand break repair; single strand break repair
Cellular component (GO): nucleus
Molecular function (GO): single-stranded DNA binding; double-stranded RNA binding; mismatched DNA binding
Source: RefSeq, a predicted model, not a curated record
GGACAGGUCGAUCUUCAACAGGCCGCCGAAUGUUUCGCUGAGACACUCUCAACCUACCGAACCUCCCCAACAUCGCCCAAUCUGCACAUCACCCUACUAGACUCGGACGCACACGUCUUGGCCGCCUAUGAGAAAGCCAUCGCGGCUGCGGGGGUCACCGGUGGGGUGUUCAAGGCCAUCAAGGGCGAUCUGGCGACUAUGAAGAGUGUGGCGGGGUGUGAUUGUGCAGUGGUGGUUUUGGAGACCAGUUGGCGGUGGAAAGUCUCGAGUACGGCUAUCAGUGGACGGAUUCAUGAGAGAGCCGGGCCGGCAUUGCAUGAGCAGGCUCGGACACUGUACCCGAACCCCGCUGUGCUCGGUGAGGCCUACCCCGUCCCUGUACCUGCUUCCUCGCCGUUGUUUACGGAGGAAGGGGUCCACCACGUGAUAUACACAGUCCCACCCAACAUGAACCCGCUCCGCGCACAUUGUAUAUCCCAAACGGAGCUCGGCACCGCCAUCAAAGCCCUCCGAGCCACGUGGGCGGCGGUGUUUAGGGCUGCUGGUGGGAUCUCUGGCCGAAGUACAUCCAUCCUUCCCGCUCCGACUGCGCGGAAUGCGUUCGCGACGUUGAUGAGUGCUGCGAGGAAUGGAAACGGGAGCACCGCACCCCCAGGACCGGCUCGACCAACGGGACACUGGAACGACGCCCUGCGGAUGUACUGUCUCCACCCCGACCAGCACGCGGACGUCGUCGUGGAAUACGAUGAUGAGAUUGUGGUCGUGCGCGAUAAAUUCCCGAAAGCGAAACAUCACCUCCUGAUAAUCCCGCGGAAACCCAUCGACGGGAUAUCGAACCUGGGACCCGGGGAUGUGGGGCUGUUGGACGGGUUGAAGAAAAAGGCGGACGAGAUUGUGGCGGGGAUCAGCCGCGAGGUCGGGGGGAUGGAUGUGGAGUGCAGGGUUGGGUUUCAUGCGGUUCCUAGUAUGAAGCAGUUGCAUCUGCAUGUGAUAUCCCAAGACUUUGACUCGCCGCAUCUGAAGAAUAAGAAACACUGGAACUCGUUCACGACGCCAUUCUUUAAAGAUUUCGAGGAGGUCAGAGACAUCCUGAAUAGGGAGGGGAGUGUCAACUUUGAUACGGCGUACUAUGAGGGGUUGCUGAAGGGACCGUUGAAAUGUCAUCGGUGUGGGGAGGAAGUGAAGAAUAUCCCGGGGUUGAAAGCGCAUAUUGGGGGGUGUGGGGGGGUAGAGUAGGGGAGAGUAUAUGUAGGUUUUCGGAAAAUGUGUAACUUUAG